Paramecium pentaurelia is the source of this 324-nucleotide messenger RNA. The record is from the annotation of a GenBank genome assembly. NCBI's taxonomy places the organism in Eukaryota, Ciliophora, Oligohymenophorea, Peniculida, Parameciidae.
AUGGAAAUUUAGUUCGUAGACGAGAAAUUUGAAUAUUUUAUUUAGGAUUAGUUGUAUGAAAAUUUACGAGUUGAGGAUGACCCUUCAAAAGUAAAGGAAUAUUUCAUCCUCUUAAUGAGUGAUUUAAUAAAAGAUAAAGAAGUAAAAAUUGAGCCACUAAAUGAUUAAAAAGAAUAUGUGGCAUAAGUAGGGAAUGGUGACUGUUACUUAAUUAAAUAAAGUAAAAUAUUUAAGUGCAAUUCAUUUUCAGCUCUUAAAUCAAAAUACUUACAAAAUUGUGCUACAGCUUUAAGUAAUAUGAUUGAUCUAACAUUAAAUAAGUGA